Molecule: messenger RNA, 1271 nt
Organism: Aedes albopictus (Asian tiger mosquito)
Lineage: Eukaryota; Metazoa; Arthropoda; Insecta; Diptera; Culicidae
Exons: 2
Coding region: 346-810 (154 amino acids)
Source: RefSeq, a predicted model, not a curated record
CCACAGACGAAUUUAUACAGACGUAAGAGUGCGGUACAAACCACUAAAAAUUUUCGGUACCAUGUUUUCUUCUUUUUCCUUAUCCACAAGCUCACCGAGGGGGCUAGUUAUUACCAUUUUGCGGUUGUUUUUACGCAUUGGUUUACCCCUCCCUCAAGAUUUUGACAGUUUUUCGCCGUCUUCGCCGGCUUUCGCCGCACAAAAACUUGUUUUGUUUUGUUUACGUAUUCGACCCAAAUCCAUCGGCAAAUUUGCGUCGUUUGCGUGGCUAGUGAAAUUAUUUGAAAUUCAAUUAUACGAAUUAUUCGAUGUUUUCCAUUGUGAGUAAUUAGCGCAGCAGCAAGAAUGAAACCAGCUACGGCCAAGCUGCUGGAUCUCAGAGCCGACGUUCUUCGCCAAGUCGUACACGAGCGACAAAUGUUGGUGACACCGAAUUUGUUUUGCAUUGGUGGAUCUGUACGAUUCGCUAGAUUCCGCCUGAGAACGAAUCUUGGAAGAAUAUCUCGCAGUGUCCCUAUCAUGUUGCCAGUUGGUGGAAUUGCUGAGAUGAUGCACGGGAGUUUCAGAGUGCCGGAUCUGGACGGGAUGCAGCUGAAAUUUGUCGCUGCCCAACCGGAACCUUGUCCAGCUGCCGGAAGCACCCCAGUUCAUCCUCCUCGAAUGACAGUUUCUUGGACAGCGAAGAAGAGGCACGGCGAUGUGAUAUCAAAGAACCCAGCGAUUGAAGCAGAAGAUGGAUGCUGCACGCGGGAAGCGACAACAAGUUUAAACUGUAAGCGGAAAACCGAGAUAAACUGUAUCCAAAGUUGAAGACCCCCUCGUGCCGACAGUACAGUGGUGAAAUAAAAAGGUGGUAAAAUUGCGUAGCUGGAGAUGGAUAUCCUAGACGAUGAGUGCAAGAUUACCGAGCCGGAACGGCAGAACCGAAAAUACAAGAGCUUGCUCCAGAUUAUAAAGAAGCGUGAGAAGGCCAGGAAGUGGACAGGAUCCAGCUAUAUCAUAUGUCGAUGAACAGCAAAAACGAGGACAAGGAGUAUGCGGUGGUGGAGGAAAGAUUAAUACCAUAGACUUAAUAGUAAUGCUCCCGAAUGCAGAGCAGAAUUGGGAAGACGAGCAGCUGGCCUCGACGAUGUACAAACCAGGUAUGUAGUUUUCGAUUUUAGCAAACAUUAUUUCAGAAGUUAAAAAAUAAAAAAAUGCACGGUUGUGUAGAAAAUUACUUUCCUUCGAACUGAGCACAUUCAAAAAACUGCUAAAGUAUAUCUAGGCAG